Molecule: messenger RNA, 2604 nt
Organism: Bombyx mori (domestic silkworm)
Lineage: Eukaryota; Metazoa; Arthropoda; Insecta; Lepidoptera; Bombycidae
Exons: 4
Coding region: 947-1711 (254 amino acids)
Source: RefSeq, a predicted model, not a curated record
UUAACAAAUUUUGCGGGGUUUUAUUUGACACUUAUUCUUUCGUCGUGGUCAACCUCAUGUCUCAAGGUUGGUGACAGAAUUCACGUUACAGUGUUUAUAGGCUCCUGAAACCACUUAACAAAAGAUAAAUCGUGACAUCAUACCCGAUCCUGUGGACCGAAUGGUAAACAGUCGACGUCGCCCUAUACACAUAAUUACGGAUCCUCCCGAUCCAUUAAUUAACAGUGCCUCAAGCACCGGACACCGUCCUCGCCGAACCCGUCGCUUGCGACGAAGGACUCAACGAGUAAAUUAACCCAUAGACACAGCCCACUGAGUUUCACGCCGGAUUUUCUCAGUGGUCUCAGUGGUUCGUUUUUCCGAUCCACUGCUCUUGCUAGGGCCAGUGGACUUUUUGACGGGAACGCGAGCAGUGAAGUUGUGUGAUUUGUUUUAUUUAGUGUUUUUUUCAGGUUUAAAUGUGUAAUAACGGUGCUUUAUUAACUGUUUAGUAUCUGUGAAAGUGCACAAAUGUGGGAAAAUGAAACAAAGGGGCUGAACGUAACUUCUCGGGAUCCUACAAAAAGUCCACUGAAAAAGUUUCAGUAAAUAACCACCAUUUUACUGAGAUUAUAUUUCAUCUCAUAUCAUAUCAUCUCAUCUCAUUACAUUUCAUUUCAUGCCAUGUUACAUAUUAAUCAACUUUAUUUUAUUUCAUAAUAUUAUUAUCAUUUUUCCAGUAACCACUGAACACCAGGUGGGAUGUGAGUUCGUCCAUACAUGAAAGCAAUAAAAAAAAAUUAAAAAAGUUUUCAUUAAAAUUAAAAUAAGACUUGACCUAAAGGUCUUAGUUACCAGGUCACAAUCCAAUAAAAAAAAUACACAAUAUUUUCUUUUUCAGUCGUUUUCUGACCACGGUCUACAGAUACUGUCUGCUGUUUACUUUUCUUAAAAUUUAUUAACAAAAAUGCCGAAGAAGCUUAAAGUAGUUGUAAAAUCGCUUUACUCUCAUGAGAUUCGUAAAGAUGUAAGAUUGGAAAACUUGAAGUCACUGAAACUUGAAGAUGCGUGGCCGUUUAUAAGAGACGAAAUAGAGAUUGAAAUUGGAAGCAGGCAGUUAGUGUGUAUACCGCACAUCACUGAAGCUGAUUUAUACAAAGUCACGUCUCUGUUCGUGCCAAACGAGAAAGAGAUUAACGGUAAAAACUUCACGCCUCUCGGAGAAUUAUUAAAAAAUUUAAACAAAAAGAAAUCAAAUGAAGAUUACGUGAAGUGGUUGGAAGACGGCGACUUUCAAGAUAUUGAUUUCAAGUUUCCACACGAGAGUGUAAAGAUCACUUUGCAAGAUGAAGCCAUCAAGAAUAAAGUUAGAGUCAUCAUGGUGAACUUCUCCAGAUGUACGAUUCCUAAGAAUAAGGAACUCGUUAAAAAAAUUUAUUUGGAUGUUGAAAAUAAUGAAGAUCUGAAGGGGAAGAAGUCCGUUUAUAUGAUCACUGAUGUGCUUAUGGCGAAGACCAUAGAGUUCCGAGUGACAAUUGGCUCGUCUUCUAGAAUCUUCCAUCUCGGUAAUGCAUCGCCUCUUGUAUUUGGACUUGAAGAAUACUUAAUCGGUGACGACGGACAGCUCAUUGCCAAGGAACCGGUCACAAUACAAUCCAAGUUGUUGCACUGGCAGAAGGUUGACCCUUCGGAUCACUUGUACACACCAGACAAGGAGGCUUGCGCAGUGUAAAUCAAGAAAGAGAAAAAGAGAAAAAAUCAAUAGAGAGAAAAAGAGAAAAAAUCAAUAAAGAUAUUUUACUCGCUAGGACCUAUACGUGUGACGCUUUGCAAGCACGAAGUCUUGAGCAAGCCCAAAUUUUACCAUUCGAAUUUCAAAAUUUACUAUUUCGUGGUCAUUCAAUUAUGGAACCUUUAAUUUUUAGAGACACGCUUCGAGCAGGUCACCUAUAUGCGGCUUAAUGUUCAACACCUCGAUUUAUUAAUAAUACGUGCAUAUUAUGCACUUGUAUCGGCGACUUAAUUUUUUUUUUCUGUAUUAUCUAUAAGUAUAUAUAUAUUAUCAAUGGUGUUUUUGAUUACGUAAAUCACAUUUUACGAUUUAAUUUUAUAAAAUUGUUUUCCAUAUCUGGGCAAGAAAGGGGUUUGUUUAAAAAUUCAGACACAAUGAUUGGCACAGCCAUGACUUAAUAUAGGUUACUUAAUACAUUUCUAUCUUGGUCCUAUUGAAAUUAAAUUUCACCUUAAUAAUUUUAUUAGUAUUAGCAACACUUUAAAAACGUUUUUGUGGUAUUGUAAUGUACUUAAUCUAUUUUUGUUCAUUUUGUUUAACAUUCCAGGCAUUGAAAAUGAAUAAAUUUUGUUUUAUUUAAAUAUAAUGUUCUAUAUGUCCAAUGUAUUAAUCUUUAAAAAAAUGUGUGUGACGGUUGUACAAACCAUUGAAUGUACAUUUAUAUUAUUUAAACUAUACCAUCUAGUAAUAUUAGUUAAGUAUAUGUAGUUAAGUAGGUAUUUUUGUGAUUUUUUUGUGAUCAUUUUAAAUUUUAUUUAUUUAAAUAUAUCAAUACAUGUUUGACAUAAAAAACACAAGCUUAUUAGAAUUAAUAAAAUUGCGUGUUAGUUAAA